UUUCCUGAUAUCAGGCAGAUGCAACCAUUAAGUGGAAUUUAUAUAAUGAUGUUUUAUCAGGUCAAUCCAACUGAGCUUUGAGCAUAGCUGUCAGGACAGGAGGGUCUGUUACAUUUCAAGAAUCACAGUUAGAUUCAAUAAUUUCCAUGACAACAGGAUGGUUUGUUUCUACAUUAUUCUUUAGGUUGGGUCGAUGCUGGAAUACACGACGGUAAUGCUUCAGUCAAAUAAGAAUCUGGAUCUAGUGGAUUUAAAGGUGGUUUCUUAGGACUUUUACCAACUGCUUUUCUAGUCUGGAUGACGACCCAAAGCAAUUGUUCAGGAUAAUAAAAUAUAAAAAAUUUAAUGAGAGAGGGACUUUGAAGCUCAGUCACCUACAGAACGGUUGUUGUGUCUGUUCCGAAAGCUUCCCCCGUCACCCCCCCCCCCCCCCCCGACUCUGUGGUUUUGGUGCAACGUACUUAAACAUGAACUUGAAACCGCUGUGACAUUUCUAAAGAAGAAACAGUAACGUGAAGGCAGACAAUCAGCUCUCAAGCACCGGAGGAGGAUCUUCUCUUUCUACCUUCCUCUACACUUCAUGGAAACUUUGAGAAACUGGAGUUCGCUAUGUGGAUAUUUUGUGUUUAUCUUCCUCACAACCGUAAGCAAAGACGCCUGUUUCUCUGAAGGGUCUGCAUGUGAAGCUCCUACAAGUCCGGAGUGCUUCACGAAAAAUGCAAUCGAAACGGUUUACAAUUGUGAAUGGAGCAUGAACCGAACUGAUGGCAUUGUGACGUUUGACCUUUACUUUAACAGUAAAACCAAGUUUGAGGUCUUUAACAAGACCUGGCAUACGAUCCCUGAGGAAAAGCUGAUCCAACGUCGAGAGGUUUUCAUUUGGGUGGAAGCUCAUGUAGGAAACUCCAGCUGCUCAUCGCCCAGGAGGUCUGUGGUGCUCAGAGACAUAGUUAAGUAUGAUGCACCACAAAUUACUUCCAUGUCCUGGUCAAAUAGCAGCCUCAGCUUAAUGUGGGAGGCUCCGGAGAAACAUCCAGCUUUGACCGAGGUUUGGUUGAGAGGAGAUGGACACCCCGCAGAAUUGCGGAAAGAAACAUUUACCAGAAUCAACACAGACCAGGUGACCGUGGCAAAUCUCUCGCAGCAUUCAACUCACUGGGUUCAGAUCAGACAACGGUCCACUCAGGUCAAAAGCCCGCUAUGGAGCAACUGGUCUCCAUGGGUGAAAGUUCCUGCAGAGCUUGCACACGCGCCUGAAGUCAACGUGACAACCAAACGUUUGAACGGCACGAGAGAGGUGACGCUGACUUGGAAGCUGAGGUCCCACGCAGCAGCAGCAGCAGCAGGAGUGACCUACCAACUGAGUGACACACAGUCUUCUCUGGGAUGUCCUUGUGCGAGGACAGAGAAGAGGAGACAUUAUUUGUUUUGAGACACCUCAAAACAAAUAAUUUCACCAUUUACGUGUCAUACUCUCCCGUCGACAUCCAUGUCACAGCCAGAAACGCAGCAGGGUCUUCUCCUUGUGCAACUGUUCAUGUGCCAGCCGAACCUACUGCGGAUU
Molecule: messenger RNA, 1564 nt
Organism: Pleuronectes platessa (European plaice)
Lineage: Eukaryota; Metazoa; Chordata; Actinopteri; Pleuronectiformes; Pleuronectidae
Exons: 8
Coding region: 581-1432 (283 amino acids)
Molecular function (GO): protein binding
Source: RefSeq, a predicted model, not a curated record